Molecule: messenger RNA, 1809 nt
Organism: Coffea eugenioides
Lineage: Eukaryota; Viridiplantae; Streptophyta; Magnoliopsida; Gentianales; Rubiaceae
Product: protein DETOXIFICATION 12-like
Exons: 7
Coding region: 9-1445 (478 amino acids)
Biological process (GO): xenobiotic detoxification by transmembrane export across the plasma membrane
Cellular component (GO): membrane
Molecular function (GO): xenobiotic transmembrane transporter activity; antiporter activity
Source: RefSeq, a predicted model, not a curated record
CAAAGAGAAUGGAAGAAGGGUUGUUAGUCAAAGAGAGAGAAGUGAAGGCAGAAAGGCUAACAUGGGGUCUUAUAGGCCAAGAAAUGAAGAGACUUUGCUGCAUAGCAGGACCUAUGGGGGCUGUGACUCUAUGCCAGUUCUUGCUUCAAGUUAUAUCUUUGAUGAUGGUUGGGCACUUGGGUGAACUUUCACUUUCUAGCUCCGCCAUAGCCAUUUCUCUUUGUGCUGUUACUGGCUUCAGUCUUCUUUCAGGGAUGGCAAGUGCUCUCGAAACUCUAUGUGGGCAAGCUUAUGGAGCUCAGCAAUAUCAAAAGUUUGGAACCCAUACGUAUACUGCUAUCUUUUGUCUCCUCAUUGUUUGUAUACCUCUCUCUAUCAUCUGGAUGUACCUGGGAAAAAUUCUCGCUUUGAUUGGACAAGAUCCUCUGAUUUCACAUGAAGCUGGAAUAUUUGCCACCUGGCUUAUUCCAGCACUCUUUGGCUAUGCAACUCUUCAACCACUUGUUCGGUACUUUCAAAUGCAAAGUCUGAUUUUUCCGAUGCUCAUAAGUUCCUGCAUCACAAUUUCUUUCCACAUACUCAUAUGUUGGGUGCUUGUAUACAAUUCUGGAUUAGAGAAUCGUGGAGCUGCAUUUGCUAUGGGUAUUUCAAUGUGGUUGAACGUAAUUAUUCUCGGUUUGUACAUGUGCUGCUCUUCUUCCUGUGAAAAAACCCGUGCUCCAAUUUCAGGGGAGGUGUUAUAUGGAGUGAAAGAAUUUUUCCGAUUUGCUAUUCCUUCAGCUGUCAUGUUAUGCCUUGAAUGGUGGUCAUAUGAGCUUCUGAUUUUGUCAUCAGGCCUUCUGCCAAACCCACAGCUUGAAACUUCUGUCCUCUCUGUAUGCCUCAACACUAUCAUUACACUCUAUGCAAUACCAUAUGGACUUGCUGCAGCAGUAAGCACCAGAGUUUCGAAUGAGCUAGGAGCAGGAAACCCAGAAGGUGCUCGAGUUUCUGUAAUUGGUGUUUUGCUUCUUGCUGUCACAGAGGUGAUAAUUGUUGAUGCAGUCCUCUUUGCUAGCCGGCAUGUUUUUGGUUAUGUUUUUAGCAGUGACAAAGAUGUUGUGGAUUACGUCACAACUAUGGCUCCCUUGGUUUGUCUAUCUAUUCUAAUGGAUAGCUUACAAGGAAUCCUUUCAGCUGUUGCAAGAGGAUGUGGCUGGCAGCAUAUAGGAGCCUAUGUCAAUCUUGCAUCAUUUUAUCUUGUUGGAAUUCCUAGUGCUCUUAUAUUGGGUUUCGUGGUAAAGAUAAGAGGGAAAGGUCUUUGGAUCGGAAUCCUAUCCGGUGCUACUGUACAAAGUUUGCUGCUCUUUAUUGUAACAAUGUGCACAAAUUGGGAGAAACAGGCAAUAAAGGCACGAGAGAGGUUGUUCCAAGAAAAUGUUUCAGCUGAAGAUGGACUAAUGUGAUAACAAGAGCCUACUGGUAAUUUGAACAACAUCUAAGCUAUAACUUAAGAACUUACAGAAGAAUUGGAUGAUAGCUCAUUUUGGCACCAGAAUCUCAACUGCAAUUGAAAUUACUUCCAUCAUUUGCAGCAAAUUGCUUUGAUUCUGUAUGUCUAUGAUGACUGCAUGAAGCUGGAGCUAAGGACUAUUAUCACCUAAAAGUAGCUCAUCUGUUUCUCUUCUCCUUUUGGGAGGUUUAGAGAUAGGUUCUUACUGACUGAGAAGUUCCUCUAAGGAAUAGUACUACUUUGGCUCUGCCAUUCCCUGUUUGUAGAAUUCCAGAGUGAAAUCCAGUCUCUACCACGGGAAAAUUUACUUGGGAACA